Molecule: messenger RNA, 1254 nt
Organism: Orbilia oligospora ATCC 24927
Lineage: Eukaryota; Fungi; Ascomycota; Orbiliomycetes; Orbiliales; Orbiliaceae
Exons: 3
Coding region: 1-1254 (417 amino acids)
Biological process (GO): carbohydrate metabolic process
Cellular component (GO): extracellular region
Molecular function (GO): cellulose binding
Source: RefSeq, a predicted model, not a curated record
AUGUACUCUCUCGCGGUUAUUACUGCCUUGCUUGCGGCAGCUCCCGCUCUUGCCCAAGCACCCCUCUGGGGCCAAUGCGGUGGUGGUGGGUGGACAGGUCCAACCACUUGCGUUUCGGGAGCUUGCUGCCAGUAUUCCAAUGAGUGGUAUUCUCAAUGUAUUUCAGGAUCUUGCGGUGGAAGCAACCCUCAAACAACCACUAGGACUACCACAGGUGGAACCACACAGCCGACUAACAGCGCGGGCGGCUGCGGUGGAGGUACUCCGGAUGUGACAGUCACAGGCUCUAGCAGCUCGUAUACGACUAAGAACAAGAGCGGUACCACCCUCUACACUGGCAACAACUACCUGUCGGCUAUCAACGCCGCUGUCAAUGGUAUCAGCAAUGGACAGAGAGUUUCCGUUAUCGCAUCUGGAUCGAUCGGCGCAAACACCAUUUCAAUCAGUAGCGGUAAAACUUUCGAAGUUUGUGGUACUAUCGACGUUGGAAACAGAAGUGGUCGUGGUGCUAUCGAGUCGACGGGGACAACUGGCGUUAAUAUCCCAUACCUUACCAUGACUGGUAACCCUUACUUUGGCCUCCUCUUUUAUGGUACCCGAGACCUCACCCUUGGCCAAAUUACCAUGAACCUUAGCGGUGGAAUGGGUAUUCGCUUCCAUCGUGAUGAAGCUGCAAAUUACAACGUUAAGAUGGACACUAUCCGAGUUACUGGCGCCGGUAGCCAUGCUGUCGAAACGUGGAACAUCAACGGUCUUACUAUUAAUCAAGUUAUUGCACGAAACUGCGGUGAAUGUGGUCUGUUGCUACAAAAGACCAACGAUGCAAAGGUUGGUUUGGUCGAUGGAAACAAUGUGGCUGCUGGAACUGGUUAUGCAACAUUGAGGUUUGCGAAUGAGAAUGGUAGAGGGUCUGGAAACUGGAACACCAAUAUUUACAUCGAUAAAGUUGUCUCCCGCGGUGGCGGUCGUGGUAUUUUCUGUGUCUCCCAAUCUGGUGGAGCCGAAAUCAAGACCAUUGAUCUCGCAAGUAACGGCAAUAACGCUAUUCUCAUUGAGAACUGCUAUAAUGUAGCUAUCAAGGGUGGUACCGUUAAUGGGGGUGGAGAAGUUCGUCUUGCAGCUCGAACUGAAUUUGCAAAUAACAGAGAUAUCUCGAUUACAUUGAAGGUGGACGGUACGUCUGUCAGGGAGUCUCCGUGUGGCACCAACAUCAAGUGGACCUUGUCAGGCAGCGGAAGCAGAAAUAUCUGUUAG